Molecule: messenger RNA, 4081 nt
Organism: Haliotis rubra (blacklip abalone)
Lineage: Eukaryota; Metazoa; Mollusca; Gastropoda; Lepetellida; Haliotidae
Product: nephrocystin-3-like
Molecular function (GO): protein binding
Source: RefSeq, a predicted model, not a curated record
CUUCCGGUAAAAGAUGUAAACAAUGUCAGAUUGAGAGCUCUCCAGUGAAAUCUGUAUUUUUGACCAUGUCAUCGUAACUGAUCUGAAACAUGCAAGGAUUGUGAAGGACACGUGACAUUUUCGACAGUCGUCAUUGAUAUGGGGCUGCAGUUGCCAUCAGCUGUAUUGCUUGUAUGCACACAGCAGAAAGUCUUGCAGCGUGUUCCUUUAGACCUGUAGAAUGGGUGUUGGGGGCUCAUUCCUUCGAGGUCAGGAUGAUGACGACAUACUUGGCACUGACCUUGAUGGUAAUGGGGUCAUUAAGAGAAUCCCCAUCGAGAUCAAGCCUCGCGGUAAACUCGGACCGCUCCGAAGCGUCACUUCAUUUGGGAAGAAAUCUAAAGGAGGAAGUCUACGUUCAGCUCUAUCCAUCGAUCUGGAAAACCCAGAAGUUGACAGAAUCAAGAAGGACUUUGAUAUGUACAAGCUCAACAAAGAUAAUGAAAUUAUGGCCAUGCAGAAGAAAGAACAAAAACUAGAAAUGGAAAACAAGCGAAUGAGAGCGGAACUUUUGGCGCUGCAGAACACGUGUACCAAACUCCGGAAUGAGAAGGAGAGCUGUCUGGAUGCAGAGAUGCAAGCGCUUGCAAGGGCUUCAGCUUUUGAAAGUGAUAGAGACAAAGUACAGCGGCAGUUUAAGAUAUUUCGAGAAACAAAGGAAAAUGAAAUUCAAAAUCUUCUUCGAGCUAAACGAGAGCUGGAGGGUCGAUUAACCAAGCUGUCCCAUGGUUUUACACCGGAAGAUCUUGACACAGCGUCCAGAUCCGAAGAAACAUCCAUAGGUAACUCAAACCCUGGAGACUGGUGGACAGCUCUGGAGAGUGAACCCUCCCUGGGUAGCACGGUGCAACUUCAUCAACCAGCCUUCCUCCGUGGUCCGGAGUUUGCAAACAACAUCAUGGAGCUGGAAGGACCCUUCACAAACGUUAAUAAAGAUGACUGGAGCACUGCCCUCGCCAACCUGACCCAGGUGAUCCCCACCAUCCCCGACCACAGCAUCAGCAGCGUGUGCCGCCUCUACAUCUCCGCACCCAGCAACAUGCACGCUGAAGUCGAGCUCCUGGCAAAGGAGUACGCCCCCAGUUUGAACAGUCUGUGUGAGAGUGAAGGGAGAGGUCUCGUCAUCGUCCAUCUGCCAUAUGAUGACAGUGAAAACUUGCACCACUCAUGGUCGAGAGACAGAUCAAAACUGAGGAAGAAACAGAUUGAGCUUGCUUCUGUAUUUCUUGUGUUGCUAGGAGACACUACAAAUAGGUUUACAAGUUUUGAGGUGAAACAUGGUCAUCUGGAGAGUACCGAGAUCCGUCCGACUGUCUACUGCUUUAGGGAAACGGGUAACAAGAGGACUAGUCAGGGUGAAGCUAAAGAAAUAAAGACCAAGGUCAAAGAAAGUCGCAAUGUCAAGGUCAUCUCAGGGUACUCAUCGCCAAAUAAGGGAGCAGAAAUGGUUUACACGGAACUUGUCAAGAUCUUCAAGAUGGAGCUAGGAGUAAGUCUGCGUGAGAAGACAGAAGCAGAGGAACUGACAACCGACGCCCCUGAGCUGUUCGAGGGCGUGGUGUGGGACGUCCACUAUGACUAUGAGCAGAUGGAGGCUCUCAGCUAUGCGGUUUACUCCAGUUGUGAACUGGGUUUUGAAAGGUACUACGAGAGGCUAAAUGCCCACGUGUCUGCAGCCGGACCUCUACCCCCCUUACUGGUGACCGGGGGCUCAGGGUCGGGACGGUCACUCCUCCUCUCAAAGUGGAUUCAGCUGCAGCAAGAGAAAUGUCCGGGCACCCUGGUGCUGUUCCACUUUGUGGGCUCCCCAUCCUCCAUCAGCGCAGACCCCAUCAUCAUGAUCCGGAGACUCACCUCACAGCUGAUGCAGCAUGUGACCACACCCCCAGCCCUGACCGGUGACCCAGUGCGUCUGGUGGAGGAGUUCCCCCGCUGGCUGGAGAAAGUAUCUGCCAAGUCCCCAGGUGGCACCAUCCUCAUCUUGGACUCUGUCGACAGGUUCCCGCAAGUAGAUGUUCACUUGAAGUGGCUGCUGGACCCGCUGCCAGUGGAUGCCCGGGUAAUCGUGUCAUGUCAUGAGGACACAUGUCUUCAGACCUGGAGAUCGUGGCCAACACUUUGUGUAGAACCAUUAACCAACAAGAAUGUGAAGGAACUGAUACGAGCGGAGGUGGCCACUCUCGAUGCCUUCGUAAGCCCUGAGUUUGAAUCCAAGAUACUGACACAUUGCCGGACACCGUCCACCUGCUGUCCACUGUAUGUCAUGGUGCUGGCCAGACACAUUGCCAGUUUCUGCCAGCAUGAAGACAAGCUGCGGGUCAGCCUGGACAACUUGCUGACCACAGUGGACUGUGAGGACCUGUACCUUGUGAUCAUUGACAUCCUGAGGGGGGAGUAUGAAACUGAUGACACCAGGGGCUACAUCAGACAGAUCCUGUGCUACAUGUGUGCCAGUCGGUGCGGCAUGAGGGAGGAGGAGCUGUUUCGGCUGAUCCCCAGUUUGACAUGGAAUCUGCUGGCACAGUUCUACGAGGCCUUCUCAUCACACCUGAUCAUCAAGUACCACUCAGGACUCCUCACAUUUGCCCAUGAACAGGUCAGGCAAGCAGUUUUUGACUACUGCUUUGGUAAGGAUGAUGUUGAAGUCAGUUUUGAGGCCACUCGGCAGGAAUUGGUGGAGUAUUUCUCUAACUUUCUACAUCUGGGGAAGGUGACCUGUCGUGUUUGUGAUGAGAUGCCCUGGCUCAUCAAGCUUACAGGAGACAAGGAGAUGCUGAAGUCCUGCAUCCUCAACCUGUCUGUGUUCCAGAGACUCUAUGCAAAAGGUCGUUGUUCGGAGCUCAUCAGCUACUGGCAAAUUGUAGGGGGAGAUAAGAACUCGAUGCCUGAUGCCUACUUCACUGCCACUAAAAAAUUAGAAGAAACUUCAGGUCACUUUGACGGCCUCCUGACCCCAGCACGGAUUGCAGACAUGUACGAGACACUGGGGAGAUUCCUUAAGGAUAUGGGACUGCUCAAGCAGGCUCUGCCCGCACUGCAGCGAGCUCUGGAGGUGCGAGAAACUGCCCUUGACCCUGACCAUCCAGUGGUGGCAAGGUCACUACAUCAGCUGGCAGGCCUCCACGCUCAGUGGGGCAAGUUCAGCACAGCCCAGGCCUACUACCAACAGGCUCUGGAGAUCUAUGAGAAUGCUUACGGGAGAGAUCACUACCUCCUGGCAAAGGAACUGGAUGCUUUAGCUCUACUGUAUCAAAAACAAGAAAAACAUGAGCAAGCAGAACCUUUGAAGAAGCGAGCAAUGUCCAUCAAGAAGAAAGCCAGAACACCAAGAGUCAAUUCAGGUCAGAUACGAGGCAUCGACCUGCUCCGUAGAAGGACUCUUCAUCUGGAGGAGCUGGCCAUGGGAUCUGACUCCCCUGAACAGGCUCGUACACUCAACGAACUCGGGGUCUUGUACUACCUGCAGAGCAACUUCGAUACUGCUGAAACAUUCUUCAAGAAGUCGUUGGAGAUGAGAGAAGCGACGCUGGGUCCGGAUCACGCUGACCUGGCCCAGUCUCUCAACAACCUGGCAGCAUUCUACAAUGACAGGAAACAGUUUGAUAAGGCCGAGCCUCUGUAUGAGAGGGCGCUGCAGAUCAGACUGAAGUAUCUGAGUGGAGACAGCCCAGCCUGUGCUGGUAUCAUCAAGAAUCUUGCCAUGCUGUAUAAGAAACAGGGCAAGUAUGAGAAGGCAGAGCCACUGUACAAGCAGGCUGUGGACAUCAGGGAGAAGUCUUUUGGUCCACAUCACCCAUCUGUGGCAACUGCGCUGGUUAACCUUGCUGUCCUGUACUCUCAACAGAACAAGUUCAGUGAGGCUGAGCCUCUGUAUGAAAGAGCACUGAAAAUCUAUGAGGAGAGCUUUGGACCAAGUCAUCCUACCGUUGCAGAAACCUUGCGCAAUCUUGCUGUCAUGAAGUAUGAAAUGAAAGACUUUGAGACAGCAGCAAAGCUGUACAAGAAGGCAACUGAGAUGAAGGAGAGAGAUGAAGGAGAGUGA